AGCUCCGAAUGAAACGGAUCAGCCUUAUGAAAUAAUGUCUUAUAAAUUUAAAAGUGCCAUUUAAAAAAGUUACUAAAGUUAAUACAAAUUAUUGAAUAAUUGAUGCAUUUAAUUUGUGUCAAACUUAUAUUUGGUUUAAGUGAAUUUUUGAGUUGAGUGAUCGCUCUUAAGAAAUUAAUUAAUAGCAUUUUCGUUUCUGUGCACUAUUCAUUUUGAUGACUAUAAAAUCACUAUAAAGAAAUAUAUUGCGGAUUAUCAAAUAUAUUGGACAUUCUUUGUCACUAUGAUCAAGAAUUUCCUAAUUCUUAUUUGAAUAUCAUUUUUCUAUCCAGAACUUGAUAAAAAUUAAAAUGGUGGCUAGCAUAGAUGAUGCGCAAACUGCAACAGUAGAAGAGCAUUUUAAUGAAUUGAUGAAUGACAAUAGUUACAUAGCUACUACAGGUUGGAAUGUAGCUCAUGAUGAUUUACCCGCUUGGUAUGAUGCUGAUCUUUUCAAAAAGGCUCAAGCAUACUAUAAUAGUCACAUCUUAGGGUUUACAAUUGCACAAUUAAUGGGAUUGAUAGAUGUAUUAGCAGUACCUUCCAUUUUAAAGGUGUUGAUUUUCACGAAGAAAAGCGGUAUUCCAUGUACUGCAUUUAAAAGAUAUGCAAUGACAGUUCUGCACACACAUGCCAUACUUUCUGAAGAUAUAGAAGACCCGAAAUCAAAGAAGAUAUCUUCGUUCCGCUGCCCCGGAGACCCGCGUUCAAUUCCCGCCAGGGCUGAUUUCUUCUUACAAGUUUAUUUCAGAUUUUUUUCAAGUAUUAAUACAAUUCGAUGGAAACACUGCAUGGCUACCAAAUUAUGCCAGAAGGCUAAUCAUCCAGAAAUUACAAAUAGGGAUUUAGCUUUAACGCAAUUUGGAUUUUUUGGUUAUAUUUUAAUUCGACCGAAGGAAUUUGGAUUUGAAUAUGAUCCCGAUAAACAAGCAGCUAUUGUGCAUUUUUGGAGAGUCAUUGGGCAUCUGAUUGACAUACCUGAUCGGCUGAAUAUUUGUCGAAAAAACUUAGCUGAAACAACCCAACUUUGUAAAAUCAUUAUGCAGGAAGUUAUGACUAAACAUGUGAUAGAAAAUCCUCCCCAUUUUCGGGAAAUGGCAUCAGCCAUGUUGGAAGCAAUAGCAUGCAUAGAUUUUACUACUGAUGUUCAAUCUUCAUUGGCAUUUUGUCAUCAACUACAUGGAGCGCCAUAUGAAAAGCUGUCCCUUUUGAGCUGGUUGAAUUUGAAAUAUCACGAAAUGAUUUUCUUUCUAUGUAGGACACCAAUCAUCGGUUACUUUACAAAAUCAUUCCAGAAUUUCAUGAUAAAAACUACAUUUUGGAUUAUUGAUGGAUAUCCCUUAAUAGCAUGGUUCAGAUUUGGAAAAGCAGAGACACGAUUUGUUCUCUAUCCACAUAUUCCAUCAUGAAAAAUAUAUACUUAAAUGGACUGUACAUAUAAAAUUUCGUAAACCCAAACAAAAAAAAAUAAAUAAAAAAUGUAUAAUU
Messenger RNA from Belonocnema kinseyi, 1527 nucleotides. RefSeq lists its product as uncharacterized. The coding region runs from base 351 to 1448 and encodes 365 amino acids. The transcript is spliced from 10 exons. Lineage: Eukaryota; Metazoa; Arthropoda; Insecta; Hymenoptera; Cynipidae. The record is from RefSeq and is a predicted model, not a curated record.